AUGGCUUCAUUUCCUUCAAAUUCUACAUCAGAUCAUACGAUGGCCAAUGCACAAUACAGCCACCCUCAAGCUUCCUCACCUUCUUUCAUGACUAGAGUGGCCAUGAGAAUAUCUAGAUCAAGAUGGUUUACCUUCUUGAGAAAAGUAUUCCAUUACCAAAAUGGACCAAGAUCUGAUCUUGGCUCCAACCCUUUCAAUUCUAGCACUUGGAUGAUGCUGGAGUUUAUUACUUUGCUGGUCCAGAUAUCAAGCACAACACUCACUUUGGCCAUUUCAAAGAGUGAGAAGCCUAUUUGGCCUAUGAGGGUGUGGAUAGCAGGUUAUGAUAUUGGCUGUGUCCUUAAUCUUCUGCUACUUUGUGGCCGGUACUAUCAACUCCAUGUAACUCAAGGAGGUGGUCUUACCCUUUCUGAUUUGGAGCAGCAGAGAAACAAUGAAGAAUCAAGUGUGUUGAGAGACUCACAUGUGAUGGAGAAAUGCAGAAGUUCUCUAGAGCUUUUCUUUGCCAUAUGGUUUGUGAUGGGCAAUGUUUGGGCCUUUGACUCACGUUUUGGGUCAUUCGAACAAGCUCCAAAACUGCAGGUGCUAUGCAUGAUCCUACUUGCAUGGAAUGCAAUAUGCUACUCUUUUCCUUUUCUGCUGUUUUUGCUCUUGUGUUGUUGUGUGCCACUGAUGAGCACCCUCCUUGGAUACAACAUGAGCAUGGGCUCCUCUGCUAGAGGGGCAUCUGAUGAUCAAAUCUCACAACUCCCAAGUUGGAGAUUCAAAGGGGCUCACACCAACUUGGACUUCGCCAAUGACUCUCAAAGCACUCAAAGAUUGAUCAAUGAUGAUCCAGAAUGCUGCAUUUGCUUGGCCAAGUACAAAGACAAAGAAGAAGUUAGGCAAUUGCCAUGUUCCCAUUUGUUCCACCUAAAAUGUGUGGAUCAAUGGCUUAGAAUUAUAUCAUGUUGCCCCCUCUGUAAACAAGGAUUACAAAGAUAA
Messenger RNA from Sphenostylis stenocarpa, 984 nucleotides. The record is from the annotation of a GenBank genome assembly. Lineage: Eukaryota; Viridiplantae; Streptophyta; Magnoliopsida; Fabales; Fabaceae.